Molecule: messenger RNA, 1386 nt
Organism: Vigna radiata var. radiata (mung bean)
Lineage: Eukaryota; Viridiplantae; Streptophyta; Magnoliopsida; Fabales; Fabaceae
Product: probable mannitol dehydrogenase
Exons: 5
Coding region: 138-1220 (360 amino acids)
Biological process (GO): lignin biosynthetic process
Molecular function (GO): cinnamyl-alcohol dehydrogenase activity; zinc ion binding
Source: RefSeq, a predicted model, not a curated record
GAAAAGGAAAGCAGAGUGGGCACGUUGUUCGUAGUUAAUGAUUGAAUAGGGGAAGCACUGUGAGUCACAUAUCUCUGAUCUUAGGGUGCCUUUAAAUGUUAGUUGCUUCCUCCAAAAUUGGGUAGAAACAUCUUGAAAUGGCUAUUACACCAGGACUGGAGCAUACAAGGAAGGCUAUUGGAUGGGCAGCAAGAGACACAUCUGGGGUUCUUUCCCCCUUCAAUUUCACGAGAAGGGAUACAGGAGAGAAAGAUGUAGCAAUCAAAGUUUUAUACUCUGGUAUAUGCCACACCGACCUCCAUAAUGCAAAGAGUGAAUGGGGUCCAUCCUUUUAUCCACUCGUACCCGGGCACGAGAUUGCAGGUGAAGUGAUAGAGGUAGGAAGCAAGGUGGAAAAGUUGAAGGUGGGUGACAAGGUGGGUGUGGGGUGCAUGGUUCUAUCCUGCAGGUCAUGUAAAAGCUGUGAUGAGAAUCUCGAGAACUACUGUCCAAAAAUGAUUCUGACAUACGGAGCGAAGUAUGUUGAUGGAAGCAUCACACAAGGAGGCUACUCUGAUCUGGUGGUUGUAGAUGAACACUUUGUCAUCAGCAUUCCUGACGGUCUACCUCUUGAGGCUGCUGCACCUCUCUUAUGUGCUGGGAUCACAGUGUAUAGCCCUCUCAUAUAUUUUGGACUUGACAAGCCAGACACCCAUGUGGGUGUGGUUGGUCUUGGUGGGGUUGGUCACAUGGCUGUCAAGUUUGCCAAAGCUUUUGGAGCUAAGGUCACUGUAAUCAGCACAUCUCCAAAUAAAAGGAAAGAAGCCAUUGAGCAUCUUGGAGCUGACUCAUUUGUGGUCAGUCGUGAGGAAGAUCAGAUGCAGGCUAUAAAGGGUACCUUGGAUGGUAUAAUAGACACAGUUUCUGCAGUCCAUCCUCUGCUCCCUCUGUUGGAUUUGUUGAAGAGUCAUGCGAAACUUGUGAUAGUUGGUGUUCCUGAUAAGCCUUUGGAGCUACCCAUCUUUCCUUUACUAGCCAGAAAGGGUGUAACUGGCAGUAGCAUUGGAGGAAUAAAGGAGACACAAGAAAUGAUUGAUUUUGCUGUCAAACACGAUAUAAAGCCUGAUAUUGAGAUUAUUCCUAUUGAUUAUGUGAACAAAGCAAUGGAGCGUCUCGUCAAAGCAGAUGUAAAAUAUCGAUUUGUUAUUGACAUUGGCAACACACUAAAAUCAAGUUCUUGAUAUUUUCCUCGUCCAUGUCGAGAAAUAAUGCACGAGGGUGAAGUUAUUGCUUGUUUCUGUUCUUAAUUUGAUGAAGUUGGCAUUUGUCGGUGAUUAAUAAACGUCUCUUCUGUACCAAUGUUAUGUGAUUAAUAGUUAUCAUCUAUUAUACAGUAUUCUCGAAGAA